Coregonus clupeaformis (lake whitefish) is the source of this 1053-nucleotide messenger RNA. RefSeq names its product cyclin-dependent kinase inhibitor 1Ca (gene cdkn1ca). Gene Ontology annotation, cellular component: nucleus. The transcript has 2 exons. The coding region runs from base 85 to 744 and encodes 219 amino acids. The record is from RefSeq and is a predicted model, not a curated record. Gene Ontology annotation, biological process: regulation of cell cycle. Lineage: Eukaryota; Metazoa; Chordata; Actinopteri; Salmoniformes; Salmonidae. Gene Ontology annotation, molecular function: cyclin-dependent protein serine/threonine kinase inhibitor activity.
GUUGAAGUUACAUUGAAGACAGGACAAACAGCCAGUGUGCAUCCAUUUCGUAUUUCUUCAAGACUGGACAUAUUACUGGACGUCAUGACAAACUUUCAGACACCAACUGGUUUGGAGAGCCCGGUGGCACAGAGAGCGACUCUUCUCAAUCGCCAUACAAGCGUUUGUCGGAACUUAUUUGGACCCAUCGACCAUGACGAGCUGAGCCGCGAGUUGAAGGCGAAGCUGAGGGAAAUCUCUGAACGAGACCAGCGUCGAUGGAACUUCCACUUCGAGACAGACACACCAAUUCCCGGGAGUUACGAAUGGGAAGGGAUGUCAGCGGACUCAACGCCAGCCUUCUACCAGGAGUCGAGGAAAGUUGGAGGCAUGAGGGUUCAGGUUGUGACAUCAAACACAGACUUUCCCUCAGAGGUUGUCACUGAUAAUGUGUGUGGUUGUUGCCUCAACCAAACCCCUCUAUCAGACUGGGAACCGACUGCACUUUGUUCCAACGAAGUUAACCAAGAGAAUUGGUCCAAUUCCCCCAAUACGAGGAAAUGUAACUCCAAACCAACACCGUGUAUUCGGCGUAAGAGGUCGAUGACAACAUCUUAUGAACGUGCAGUCAACGUCACUCAAAUUACAGAUUUUUUCCCAAAGAGGAGGAGAAAAUCAACGUCUGAGAUGAAGAGCACCCAGCACAAUUCUUCCCUCUCAAUUCCACUUGAACAAACGCCACGCAAAGCUCAAAUAAUUCGAUAAACCACGCGGACAAAUAAUACCAUAACGUAUGUGACAAAUUAGGCUAUCUGCCUUUUUUGCUAUUAUUAUUGUCUGUCUUGGACAAAAGAAGAUGGAGUAACCGUCCAAAAUAUGUUGGCCUAUGUUUAUGCCAAAGUAACAGUCUUUAUUUUAUGUCUUCUUUUAUUUAAAAUAUUGUUUUAUUUAUUUUAUUUAUGUUUCAACUGUAUUUAAUUUUUGUUUAAUUCAAAUAAGUUUUCUGAGAUAUUGUUAAUGUCUGUUGAAUUGUAUCCGCGAAAAAAUACUAUUAAAACGAUUUAGUUUACAUUU